Messenger RNA from Aureobasidium subglaciale EXF-2481, 1470 nucleotides. RefSeq lists its product as uncharacterized. NCBI's taxonomy places the organism in Eukaryota, Fungi, Ascomycota, Dothideomycetes, Dothideales, Saccotheciaceae. Bases 1 to 1470 code for a protein of 489 amino acids. The transcript has 4 exons. The record is from RefSeq and is a predicted model, not a curated record. Gene Ontology annotation, molecular function: monooxygenase activity; oxidoreductase activity, acting on paired donors, with incorporation or reduction of molecular oxygen; iron ion binding.
AUGAUUGCUCUCUCUGGCUCACUCGCACUGCUAGGAAUAGGCUUUGCGGUGCUUUUCUGGUUGACACAGGUUAUAUAUAUUUCACUCACCUCACCACUGAAAGACGUGCCGGGCCCAUGGAUUAGUCGCUACACUAAUCUAAAGCUGAAGUUCGCUGUCACCGGAGGACGCCGUAUCUUCUACAUCGACGAUUUACACAAGAAACAUGGCCCCAUUGUCAGGAUCUCGCCCACAGAGAUCGCCAUCUCAGACCCUGCUGCUUUCAAGCAGAUCCAUGCAGUCUCUUCCAAAUUUGCCAAGGACAUCUGGUAUGAGAAGUUGACGAACUUCCCUCGUCUGAGUGUCUUUACCAUGCGCAACCCUCGUGAACAUGGUCAACGCAGGAAGCUCUUUGCUCGUGGCUUUAGUAAGACUUAUCUUAGAGAACACUGGGAGCCUACUGUGCGUCAGAAGACUUUGCUCGCUGUGGAGAAAAUCAAAGUCGACGCUCAGACUGGUGUUGCUGAUCUUCUCAAGUGGUGGACCUUCAUGGCUACAGACAUUGUUGGUGUCCUUGGCUUCGGCGAGUCGUUUGGUAUGCUUGAGCUUGGGAAGAAAACCGAAUACAUCCGUGUUCUCGAAGCAGCUCUCAUCGGCAACGGCAUCGGCGCCGAGAUGCCAUGGCUUCGUGCCAUCGGAAGUCGCAUCCCCUUCAAACCAUUAAAAGAAGCCUUCAACUCGAGCGCGUAUAUCCUCGGCUACGGCACAAAAGCCGUCGAGAAUGCACGCAAAGGCGGUCAAGACUCCAAUCUCAUGGCGACCAUCAUGGCCGAAGCCGAAAAAGGCGAAACCUGCGUCGACGAUAUGGACGUCCGCACGGAGUCCACCAGUCUCAUCUUCGCCGGCUCAGGCACAACUGCCAAUACCAUGACAUUUCUCUCAUGGGCAGUCAUAUCACGACCACAACUUCGUUUGACUCUGGAAGAGGAAGUCGCAAAACUUGGCGAAAACUUUACUGAUGCAGACUUGGAACAACUGCCUCUCCUCAACGCCGUCAUAAACGAAACAUUACGUCUCUACUGCGCAGUCCCUGGUAGUCUUCCUCGCGUGGUACCCGAAAGUGGGGCGACGUUGAAUGGCUACUUUAUCCCCCAGGGCACCACAGUGAGCACUCAAGCCUACACCCUCCACCGUGACGAAAACCUCUGGCCAAAUGCCCUGACCUACGAUCCCACUCGCUGGCUCAACGGCAAAGAACAAUCUCCAGCUGCAAAAAGCACAUUCUGCGCUUUCGGCGCGGGAGCAUACAGUUGUCUAGGCAUUAACCUCGCAUGGAUGGAAUUAAGAUAUGCGACUGCGUUUUUGUUCCGUGAGUGUAGAGGUAUGCGUGUUUCUCCGGGUAUGGCGAAGGGUUGUAUGGACUUGGAGAAUUACUUUGUUAUUGUGCCCAAGGGGCACAAGUGUGAGGUCACACUUCGUGGCGAGGACUAG